AUGAGCCGCUGGGUCCCAGGACUCCAGCUGGAAGCAGAGCUGGUGUGGCUUCAUCUCCACUCCUCUUCCUCAACCCUCAACAUCUACUGGGAGCUGAGAUUGCUUACCAGAGCCCUCGCCUCCUCAAGGUCACGACGGCUCAGUAAUUUUGAACUGAAGUUUCUGAGCUUCAGGCAGGAACUGGACCACUGCAGCAUGUUCUACUUGCCUGAGACCAGCAUGUCCUGUGUUCUCAACCAGGACUGCAUUUUACCAUGUCGGAUCGAUGACAGGAUUGAUUCUGUACGUUGGUCGUAUGAAAAUCCACCGUCUGAGAUUGUAAGUUAUGACCAGGGUAACAUCAGCUACUCUGAGAGCUUCAGAUCCAGAGCGUCACUGUUUGAGGAUCAGAUCUCCAGAGGAAACGGCGACCUGCUGCUGAGAGGAGUGAAGGUUGAUGAUGAGGGAGGAUAUAAAUGUAUUCCUGUGAUACCUAGGCAGCCCAGUGAUCUGGAAUUAGCUAAACUAGGAAUAGAUCCACCUGCCAUGUAUUAUAUAAUUGUUGUUCACCUUGCAGUAGAAGAGAUUUUAUUUUUUGGUUCCUUCUUCUGCUUAAUAAUUCUUCAUUUUCUCAUAUUGUCUGCAGCUCCAGUCUCUGACAUCAGAAUCCAUCAGGAUGGAAACAGGAUCACCUGGAGCUCAGAGGGGAUCUACCCUCAACCUGAACUCACCUGGUCCACUGAGCCUCCAUCCAACACGACUCUGCAGAACAGAACCACAGUCCAUCAGACUGAGGAGAAGCUUUAUGACAUCAGCAGCUCUCUGACGGUUCCAGACAAUGAGACUGAUCGGACCUACAGCUGCACCAUCAGAACCAGGAGGAACCAGAGGAGAGCAACUUUAAAUAUUCCAGCCUCUGUUGAUUUCUCAGGAGCUGAAGUUACAAUCUGCUGCACAUCUUCAGAUUAUUAUGGAACCAGUUUGGUCUGGAGGUUCAACCACCAUCAGAUCAUCCUGACCAAGACUGACAGAAACAUCUCCAACAUCUCAGAGGAGUGGAGGAAACAUGUGAGGAAUGUUUCAGCGUCCGGCAGCCUCACCUUACAGGAUGUGACCUCAGAUCAGGAGGGAGUUUACAGCUGUGAGCUCAGUGGUGAUGAGGAGACGAUUAUAACUCACCUCUAUCUGAAGAGGACUGGAGAGAAUCUGGUGGUUCCUGAACUCAUCAGACGGACGGUGGUUUGUGUUGUGAUUGCAGCAGCAGCAGCUGGAUUCAUAAUGUUCUACAAGAAGAAAAUGGAGGAAAGUGAAGCUCUGCAGCUUUAACCCUUUCAUUCACAUUCAGAGAGUGGUUUUGUUUUAAUGCCAUUCUCACAUUUUACCCGUCAAGAUGAUUCAUGAGCUUUGAUGUAGUUUCACAAAAUGAUCAGCUCUUCAUGUUCUUCAGGUGAUUCUCAUGUUUGGAGACAUUUCUGUUUUUAUUUUUAUGAUGAUUUCAUCUCCUGCCCAGCAGGGGGCGCAGCUAAAUAUAUUCUUUAUAUUCUACCAGUUUCUCAUAAAUG
Xiphophorus hellerii (green swordtail) is the source of this 1541-nucleotide messenger RNA. RefSeq lists its product as uncharacterized. Gene Ontology annotation, cellular component: external side of plasma membrane. The transcript is spliced from 5 exons. Bases 1 to 1305 code for a protein of 434 amino acids. Lineage: Eukaryota; Metazoa; Chordata; Actinopteri; Cyprinodontiformes; Poeciliidae. Gene Ontology annotation, biological process: immune response; cell surface receptor signaling pathway; positive regulation of T cell proliferation. The record is from RefSeq and is a predicted model, not a curated record.